GAACUGAGUGAGUUUGUUAUAUAUUAUUGAGCGCGAGCGGUGAUGUCGCGGGCCGCAUGCGCAGCGGCGCUGUGGUGCGCGCUGGCCGUCGCCGCAGCCGCCUUCACCGUCGACUGCAACCACGAGUACACCGACUGCGACACUGAACUGAGUAAACUUACUGAGGAUGAGGAUGCAGCAUCAACAUUAUCACAUAGAAUUUCAUCAGUGAUAGAAGCAGCAACUCCUGAAAAUACAACUUCUACAACUACAACGACCCUAGGAACUACAACAAGGGAGCAAAUAACAACAGAAAAUAUAACAGAAACGCCUACAUUCUCUAAAUCUAAUGAUGCCACAGAAUCUAAAGUAGGACCGAAACCCAGGCUAUUAAAUGUAAAUGUCGACGACUUACAAAACUUCGCUAUUGCGAUACAUAAUCAAACCAAAGGACGAAAAGCUUUAGAGGAUCUUAGUGAUGUAAAUAUGGAUAAUGAUGAUGAGGAUGAGCCUCCGAUGUUGACAGGAAACGAUUCAAAAACUAAACACAUAACGGAUAAAUUUUAUAAUAAUCUGCAAGCGCCGUUCAAUCCAAUGAUAGCUGUUGACAAAUCUGAAGAAAUAGAAACGUGUAAAGAGAAUGAAAUUACUUAUAAGGUAGGUGAACGUAUAGAUAGAGGCUGUGAGGAGACAUGCGAAUGUUCACCUGGAGGUGUGUUUGAAUGCUCGCCGAGAUGCAAGCAGCCAUUCAUACGUCGCGGCAGGCGGCUCAACGAUCCACUGUGUUUUGAAUCACCCGUCGACGAAUGCUGUUCUAUUAUUGCUUGUGCUACAGGAAAUGGAGAAAUGAAACCGGCAGCCUUGGAGGUUUGCCGUUACGGCAAUAACUCUUACCCAGUUGGGGGAAAGUGGAAUAUCGGAUGUGAUCAGACGUGCACUUGCGAAGAACAUUCCGUCGUCACUUGCAAACCGAGAUGUAAACGUCUUCCACCAUCAGAUAAAUGUAUCAACGUGCAGGACCCACACGACGAGUGUUGUGAAGUACAAAUUUGCGACGUUUCUCAAGAUGUCCAUGAAGAGCCUAUUGAUAAUAGCACCAGUACUACGUCAACUACAACACCAAUACCAAAAGAACUGCAAGAACUAAUAAAUCCUCAAACCACAUAUCGACCAUUAGUAUUAAUAGAACCUAUAGGUUCAGUUAAAGUAUUGCAAAACAAUAGUGUUCAGAUCAAUCUAAUGCACUUGAAUAAAAGCGACGACCCCAUACAUUUACUAUUGAGUAGCGAUGGAGGAAAAUCUUACAAUGACGUAGAAUUGAAAUAUUCGAAUUUAAUUCUUAAUCUUGAAGGAGGCAAAGAUUAUGUAGUCAAAACUAAAGAAACUGGAACCAAAUUUAAUUUUACUAUAACAGCAUCUGACGUUGGUAAUGAAGUCCCAGUGGAGGAAACUUUUAAUAUGACGAAAGACGGUUGUUACCAUGACGGAGAAUUUUAUGGAGUUGGCGAUGAAUUUCAAAUUGGUUGCACAGAACUAUGUGAAUGUACUGGACCUGACACGAGAGAAUGUGCUCCUCUUAUUUGUCCGUCACAUGUUGGCUUAGAACUUGUAUCGAAAGGGUGUGUGCGGUGGGCUCCAAAUCCACCUCCUCAACCUCCAAAUUGUUGUCCGAGGACUGCACGGUGCUUGAGUGAUGGAACUUGCCAUUAUAAUGGUGUACCAAUUCAAAAUUGGAGUGAAGUCCCUUUAGAAUUAACUGGCUGUGAGCAACAUUGCUUUUGUGAGAAUGGUGAAUUAGAUUGCCAAGAGGCGUGUAAUCCGUUGCCACCGUUACCACCCCAAUCAUUAAGAUGCCCUCCUCAACAUCGACCUGCACCUGUAAAUAUAUCAGACGAUGAUUGUUGCAAACAGUGGGGUUGUUUACCCAAUGCUGGAAACAUGAAUACAUCGACUUUUCAGACCAAUCGUAUGCCGCAUAUUAAACAAAUGGUAGUCAAUUAUGUGACGCCAAUUACACCUGCAUUACCAUCAUUCAUCACGUACUUAAAUCCUACACCUGCCAUGACCACAGAGACUAAUUCCUUUAGAGAUUUCAAUUCUGUAAUGAAAACCCAUGAGAAUUUGAUUUCCAAUAACAUUUACAAUACUUCUGAACAUGAUCUAAAAAAAUCAUUUGAACAAGUAACGGGUACAAAUAUUACAGUAUUUACUCCAGGAGAUACCGAAUCUCUAUUUAAGACAAUACUUCCUGAACCUCCUAUGGUAACGAACAAUGUUGAUUGGGAAACAAAAGCAUCACAUUCUCAAGGCCCAGUUUUAUCCCAUCAUUUCGUUAAUAUUCAUAGCAAUUUAGCUCCUGAUAGGAAUCUAUAUCGUAAAAAACUAAUAAAUGAACCUGAUAGCAAACUUCAUGACUUUGCACAAGUAUUUAAAUACGAUAUAAAUAAUAAUGCAUUGAAAUCGAUUCCCCCCAAUUCCUACAAGCAAAUACAUGACAGCCCAGCCUUAAAAAAGGUUCCACUUUCUCAAUUUAACAAUUUGAAUUAUUUUCUACCUGCUAAUGACAAAAUGGCACCUAUUCAAAAACAAAUAGGAGAAAUCAAAAGUACUAAUGAAAUGCCCAUGCUAAAUUUGCCUUAUUCUGAUCUUUUACUUCAUAUGAAGACAAAUAAUGUCCUCGGAAACGUACGAGAUAAAACUCAUCCCUUUAUAAAUGAACAUCCAAACCAUAAUUCCUAUGAUUUCCAUGGAAAACGUGUGACUAUAAUGCAAAACAAAGACAUGAUGGCUGGAUUAGGAACUAAAAUUCAAUUAAGCAAGUGGAGACAAGGUCCUGACACACAUCUAAUAACUAAAAAUCUGAAUCCGUAUGAAACUGUUUUGCAUAAAGUUUCAUCUAAUCUAAAGGAAUUGCCUAUGUUUACACGUAAUACGAAGAAUAUUUCAAAGAUUCAUAGUAAAACUUACUCGUCUCUCGAUUUUGAACACCUCCUCAACAAAAUGGAAAUAGAGUCUGAAGUAAAUAGAAAUACUGGACGGUCGGUGGAUAAAAUACACAGUACAUCCGCGGCAGGUCAAAGUCAACCAGGACUUCCCGCAAAACCCCCAUCACAUGGACUGCCACCUCCUUUCCUACCAACAAUACCACCUGAGGACCGAUACCCAGAAGAAGAUAUUCCAGAUUACACCCAGAAUAAUAUCCAUAGACCUGUUAACCCACUGGUACCAUCUUUACCUGGACUUCCUCCAGGAAUACCAAUCCAGGGCUAUGGGGAUGAGAAUAAGAAACUUGCAGUACUGUCUUUGCAAGGAGAUUCCCCUACAAGUAUAAAGAUGUUAUUUGGUCUUCCGCCAGUGUUAGUUGGUCUAAGAGGCAGUGUUGACUUGAGAUAUACCGAUUCAGCAAAUGAAGAUAUAUCUCAAUGGUAUUCGCAAGUAUUUGCACCAGCAGAUGAAGUGUUGACUACACCCCGCCUUGAGUUCCAACUGACUGGAUUAAAACCGUCUACUGUGUACAAGAUCAGAGGGAAACUUUAUUUGCACAACCUGCCCGUUGAGCCUGAAAGUGAGAUUUAUACAGUUCGCACUCAAGACUUACCUACAGUGCUUCCCCCAGAAGAAAAACGAAGAAAAAUUGAUGGUAAAUUAACCGUUGUAGAUGUAAAUGACACAACAGCUCACGUAAGUUGGAGACAUUUCACUGAAGAAGAACUUCAAUUUAUUGACGGGAUACAAGUCAGAUAUCGUCCAAAAGGUACUCCAAUAUUCAGCAUGACGGAGCUGCUCCACCACGGUCGUUCAACUGCCGAUCUACAUGACCUGCAUCCUGGUACCACGUACGAAGCCUCGCUGGUAUUAAUACCACCACCGCGUGCAACCACUGAAUUGUAUGACUCUGGGAAUGUUGAGUUCAGCACUACGCCAUAUAUCGAUCCAUACAAUUGGACGGUGACGGUGGAAGUCAAGGCGGUGGGGUCAGAAGCAGUGGAGAUGACUUGGCGGGGCAUACCCGUGCCGGCCGAGCGCUGGGUGCGCGUGUACCGAGCGGCGCAUGCAUGUGGGGAGCGAAAGAGAGAGCACGACGCCUUCCGUCUCGCUGCUAGGGACUUGCCUCCUGCGAUUACGCUUACUGGACUGGACCCUGACGCAAAAUGCCGCGUGUGGUUGGAGCUUUUCCUGACUAAUGGCAAAGUGAAGACCAGCAAUGUUUUGGAUGUUCACACUAAAUCGUUAGACUCAUCCGAGCCUAUUGACAAUGUAAUAGAGGCAUCAUCAGUGGCGGGGAGCCGGGGCCCCCCCAGGGGAGACUACUACGGCGCACUGGUAGUGGUGGGGGUGGUGGCUGCACUGGCUGCGCUCACGUCUGUUCUACUAUUGCUGGUAGUGGUCCGACGACAUCGACCGCGGUCUGUGCCAAUCACGUCUGUUCCCUCAGCACCCCGAGAGUCAUCUCUGCCGCCCUACGACAACCCCGCGUACAAACUAGAACUACAACAGGAAACUAUGGAUCUCUGACAAUUAAGUUCCCGUGGGCACGCGAACGGGCUCAACGGGACCAACGAACAUGUGGGCACUCAGAAUGGCCGGCCAUACAAUGAAAUGGGUGUUUAGCAUGCGUCAUUAUAUUUAAUACCUACAAAGGAAUGUUUAUAGAUUGACUACUAAUUGUAACACCAAAAGGGUAUCGACAUACAUUAUCAAGGUCAAUUCUAAAAAUUUGUUGAAAAUCGUAAAGACUUGGUCGUAUUAGCUUGGUAUUACAAAUUUAUAAACAAGAAAACUUAAGAACCGACACCGUAUAUUAUAAAAAUUAGUUGUUUCGGAAUUUAAGGCAAAUAGAAAAAAUCAUCACUUAGGUAAUUAAACUUACUCGUUUGCGGGGAAGGUGGAACAAAUAGGGCCGUAGCAAGCGUAUCUGUCAAAUCAAUGACAUUUUGCCUCAGGGUUACAAGAGCCCACAUUAGUGUAAGUAAAAAAUUGCAAAAUAAUAACUAUAAACUCGGCUAUGCGCUGCUUCUGAAAGUGGACCUUGACUCUCAUUACGGGGUUUCCCCUAGCACUUUCGCAAAUACAAGGCCCCCUGAUAUAAUUUGAUACAAUGUAACAAGGCUUACUUUGCCAAGCUACGCCUCUUGGAAUAAAGCUACUCUUGUGUAUCCUAGGACACAUUUGACCAGAAUGAAACAAAAUAAUCAUUUAGAAUGUAUAGAAGAUAAAGUAAGUAAAACGUGUGCCUUAUUGCAUAAUAUUUUUGUAUAUAAUGUUGAUAUUAAAGAUAAGGAUAGCGUAUACUUUAAUAUAAGACUUGCACAUCCUUGUGCCCGGUAUGAAUUUUUAUGAAAUCGAUGUUAUUCUAGAUAACAUGAAGGCCGUUGUGCUAAAUAUCAUAAUAGAAAAUCAAUAUACACUCGUUUUUCUAAAUUCCUAUCAUAUUAUCAUUCCACUUUUAACGUUAAAUAGAUGGCUUAUAAAACUUAGCAGAAGUGGCAAAUUUUAGGCCAAUUUUAAUUAUAGGGCCAUCGCACAAAAAUGGCUUCAACAUAGCGGUCUGCCAGUACAGCAUUAGGAUGCAGUAAACAAAAAAAAAAUGCUACCGAAGGCGGUAGCAUUUUUGUUUUUAAAUAGGAUUCUAAUUCAUGUCCAGUAAUAAUUGUAAAAAAUACGCCUUUUAUAUACUUUGUACCAUUGUCACAAAACGACAUCUUUCUACUAUAGGUACGCUGAGAUUACAUCAAAAUUUCCAUUUAGUAUAAAAAAAUACCACUUGAAAUUCUGAUUAGAAAAAAGAAGAAAAGAACCUUCAUAUUCGAGAUAUGUGUUAACCGUAAAAUAUAAAAUCUGAUCUGUCUUUAGUAGAUAUGUUUGUUUAAUCACUGUUUUGUACCUGUACUUAUAUUUAGUAUGCUCAUCAAACGCGCAAAAGUAAACCUGCUAAAAUAGCUUGGCGACCUUUCAAAGCGUUAGCGUUUGUAGAAAGAGAAACGACGUGCCCCGUGGUUAGAGGCCGUAAUGACAAUUUCGUCGACGACUAUACUUCUGGGUAUGUGCAUAUUUACAAGUCGGUGGGUUUAGUUUCUAGAAAUAAUAACAUUACUAUGAAAUCUUAUAAUGAAUCUGAAUUAAAUAGGUACACUGUAGUUUACAGGACCUUAUAAAGUAAAACGUUUAUAUGUGGUGAUAAAAUACAAAAAUGGCCUACUAUAUAAUUAAUUAAUUACUUUAAUAUUUAAUUAAUUAUAAACAAUAAGUUACCUAGCUGGGAUACGUAAGUAAUGUAAAUUAUGUCACCCGAUAAUGCAGUUUACAUUGUUAAUUAAUAAAAUAUCGAAUGAAAUUGUUAUAAUAUUUUUAAUGAAAUAAAGUUUUAUUUAUAA
Messenger RNA from Bicyclus anynana (squinting bush brown), 6353 nucleotides. RefSeq names its product putative epidermal cell surface receptor (gene sas). The coding region runs from base 43 to 4494 and encodes 1483 amino acids. NCBI's taxonomy places the organism in Eukaryota, Metazoa, Arthropoda, Insecta, Lepidoptera, Nymphalidae. The transcript is spliced from 18 exons. The record is from RefSeq and is a predicted model, not a curated record. Gene Ontology annotation, molecular function: protein binding.